UUUCUUUGGUCGUACUCUAUCUCCUUACUCCGAAAGAUACUCAAAAUUUCUCCCAAACCAUGAACGAGUAUGUCAUAGCCAAGUGCAGAUUACCAAAAAUAUAGCAACGGUCCAUGAUUAGAAGUCUCAAAUUAUUUUAUUCCCCACAGACUAAAAAGUAAAAAAAAAAAUUAAAAAGGAAAAAUAAAAAUAAAAAAGAAAGCAAAAAAGUUCAGUGUCACACACCCUCAUCAGCGAACCCCCUUUUGCUUUUUCCUUCAUUGCUGGCUGUAGCAACAUGAGUUGAAAUAAGAGCUUUAUAAUAAAAGAACGAAGAAAUAUAUUCAAAAGGGUACCCAGAAAAUGCCUUUUCAUCCGCAUUCCUUUUGAGCUUGUCAACAAUGGCCGAUGAUCUCUCUUCCUUCACCAAAGGUUUGAAGAGUUCUACGUUUGUGUGGAGGUUGGUUGUGUUGACCUUUGCAAUGGUCUGUGGCGUGUAUAUAUGUUCUAUUUGUCUGAAGCAGAUAGGCACUAGCAGCAAGAUUGGUUUUCUAGAUAUCAACGUUAUUCAAAAGCCAUGCCCAGAACCUAAAAUUGAACCUUGGGAUAUUCCUUAUGUGCACUACCCUAAUCCCAAAACUUACAGCAGGGCGGAAUGUGCUUGCCACCCUGUCCGCUAUUUUACUAUUCUGUCAAUGCAGAGAUCUGGGAGUGGAUGGUUCGAGACGUUUUUAAACAGUCAUACUAACAUAAGCUCAAAUGGGGAAAUCUUUUCGGUGAAGGUGAGAAGGAGUAAUAUGUCAACAAUUACAGAGACUCUAGAUACAAUUUAUAAUCUAGAUUGGUUAAGUAGUGCUUCAAAGAAUGAAUGCACUACUGCUGUUGGCUUAAAGUGGAUGCUUAAUCAGGGAUUGAUGCAACAUCAUGAGGAAAUUGUUGAGUACUUCAAAGUACAUGGUGUUUCGGUCGUAUUUCUUUUUAGAAGGAAUCUUUUGCGCCGGAUGAUUUCUGUACUUGCAAAUGAAUAUGAUAGGAAUACUAAGAUAUUAAAUGGAACUCACAAAUCCCAUGUUCAUUCACCCAAGGAGGCAGAAAUACUUGCAAAAUACAAGCCCACAAUCAAUACAACAUUGAUGAUUCAACAACUUAGACAAGUGAAUGAAACUACCACCAAAGCUUUGGAAUAUUUCAAGAGCACUAGGCACAUUAUCCUGUACUAUGAAGAUGUUGUAAAGAACCGCACCAAAUUAAUGGAGGUACAAGAUUUUUUGAAGGUUCCUAUAAUGGAUUUAAAGAGUCGUCAGGUGAAGAUACAUAAAGGAUCCUUAUCUAGCCAAGUUGAAAAUUGGAAUGAUGUAAGCAAGGCACUAACAGGGACACCAUUCGAAAAUUACCUCCGUGAAGAUUAUCGUAGGUAAAUUGCUGGGUAUGUACAUACCACGUUUUGCCUUUUUUUUUUU
This is a messenger RNA of Cajanus cajan (pigeon pea), 1439 nucleotides long. RefSeq lists its product as uncharacterized. The record is from RefSeq and is a predicted model, not a curated record. Lineage: Eukaryota; Viridiplantae; Streptophyta; Magnoliopsida; Fabales; Fabaceae.